Molecule: messenger RNA, 2296 nt
Organism: Salvelinus sp. IW2-2015
Lineage: Eukaryota; Metazoa; Chordata; Actinopteri; Salmoniformes; Salmonidae
Source: RefSeq, a predicted model, not a curated record
AUGGAAGGGUUCCAGGCCGUGGCCGAACGGCAUGAUCUAGCAGUGGACACAUUGCGGGAGCAAUUCAGUGGGUUGUCUACUAGGCAGCCUACCACGACGGUAAACUCCCAGACCCUCAGUAACCCAGGUGGUAGCAGCACCAUCAUCCCGGUUUCCAUGGAAUCCCGCUUACCUAACCCGGAGCGCUUCGAUGGAGACUCGGGCACCUGUCGGGUGUUUCUUGCUCAGUGUUCCCUCGUCAUGGAGCUGCAGCCUUCCUCCUUCCCCUCGGACCGCUCUAAGACAGUGUACCUCAUCACGCUGAUGUCUGCGAGGGCCUUCGCCUGGGCCACGGCCGUUUGGGAACAACAGUCGGCCAGACCUAGCUCAUUUUUAGGAAUGACUACUCUGGUGGGUCCUAAGAAUAAUUUUGCUUCUCCCCCUACUCGCCCCCCUCUCCAUGCCAUCCUGCUGUGGGGCAACGAGUCCAAGUCUCUCAUCGACUCGGGGGCCGAUAUGAGUCUUAUGGAUGUUACCCUGACGUCCGAGCUGGCUCCAUGCGAGCCAGAUGCCUUCUUCUGUCACAGUAACAUGUGUAUCAACAACACCCUGGUGUGUAACGGUAUUCAGAACUGUGUCUACCCCUGGGACGAGAACCACUGCAAAGAGAAGAGGAAAGCUAACAUCCUGGACAACCUGAACAACACCAACGGCACCAUCAUCGGCGUCACCUGUUGCAUCGUCCUCAUCCUCCUCAUCGUGUCCGUCAUCGUUCAGAUCAAACAACCCAGGAAGAAGUACAUCCUCAGGCGCGAGGACUUUGACCCCACCAUGUUCCAGGAGGUCUUCGAGCCGCAGCAUUAUGGUCUCUGCACGUUACGCAGCACCACGCAUGCCGCCGCCGCCUCGGCGGAUCUAGCGGAUCUAGCAGAGGACUUGGAGAACUACCACGCGCUGCACCACUCGUCCUCGUCCUCGCGCUGCGUCCAUGACCACCAUUGUGGAUCCGCCUCCAACCCUGGUUCCGCCCACCUGUCUCAGCUGUCACUCAGUGGGCGGGAAAGCCGCGGGAACCUGAGCGCACGCCAGGCCGCGUCCCUCCUCACGGACCUUCCACCGCAGUCGGUACGGCCGCUGCUGCCCAGCGUUGCCACGGGGAACCGGCGCAGCAUCCUAGUGAUGAAGCACAGCUACUCGCAGGAAGCGGCCGACAAUGGGUGUGACCUCGACGACGACCUGGAAGAGGUUCCCACGACGAGCCACCGACUGUCGCGCCACGAGAAGGCAGUCCAGCGGUUCUGCCUCAUUGGCUCUUUGAGCAAACAGGAAUCAGAAUACAACACGACUAGGGUCUAAGACAAUCUCAAGGUACUUCAGAAAGAUGAAUCAUUCUUCUGCAUCUUGCCAAGUUUGACAAUUUAUGGAAGUAACAUUAAUCUCCCUCAUGAGAACUGUUGCAUUGAGCGACAAAAACAAUUUAGAGUGUUGUGAUAAGAAGAAGAAAAAAUGUAUUUUUUGUUGUUGUGAGUAUGCGUUGUCUUGUUUUGAUGACAGCGGUGCAAUGCCCUGUUGGUGUUCAUCAAAUGGCUGAGAUUGUAAAGCCAGAGACACGUACUGAUACUUUCGGAUACUGGACUGAAACUUUAAAAGAUACAUAAAUACCUUAAAUGUACAUUGUUCAUGGACUGAACCUGAACCUGUUCUUUUAAACUUAUUUUUUUUAUUUGUAUUUAACAUCAAACACGUGAGGACGCCAUUUUGGUACUGAAAUCCCAUCUGGAAACCCACUGUGUCGCUGUUAUGUUUCCUACACUCUAUUAGGGCUCAAGUUCUUUCCCCUGGUUUCAAACCCCAGAGAAUGUUGUGAUGUCAUAAGGGUAUAAACUGUAUAGUGUUCCAAGCCACUGGACAGGAAGUGUCUCCAUGUUGGUAUUUUCUGAGGACUGAAAUGGGACAUUGGGAUGUAUAGGUAAUUUCUAUGGCAGCCACAGGUCUCAUCAGGAAGUAAUGAAAUUGGUUUUGAGAAUUCCCAGUCAGAUUUCCUACUAGGAACCUAAACAUUGGUAAUGGUUGUAUUUGUGGCUUGUCUAUGCACACUAGACUACAGUAAGAAAAGUGGGCUCAAUUAUUAGGCUACUACAUAAUCCCUUGAUUUCCCAAUAGCCUUAGGCCUUCUUUGCAUUAACAUCAAUAUUUUAUUUCCUGUCUUUCACAAUAUGUCUGAGACCCCUCUGUUUGCUGAGAUCUCUACUUUGUUUGGUAACACAUUAAAGAAAUGCUGGGCAGAAUGUUUUCAAUAAACUGAUACUAAAUCUUA